CCCUUAACACUCCCUCCAUCCAUCCUCACUCUCUUAUCGCUUGGCUAAAAUAACCCAGUGAGGUAAGAGCCCGAGGCAUCCUGGGAUGAGUUUUAUACAGGCUGUUCUUUCUCUGCUGAGGAGAGUCAGAGUGGAGCGUGGAAGAACCCCAGCUUCAUAAACAACUCGACUAUCCAGACCAGCUCCAACACCCGACGUACAGGCAGGCAGGAGACACAGAGGGAAAUGAUGAUGAUGAUGCAGUCAAGCCUGGACGACGUGACAAAGCAGAGGAUGAUGCAGGCCAAGGCUCUGUGUAAGGAGGUCCGAGGAGGUAAGUGUGAAUGGGAGGGUCUGAACCUUGGGAAGAAGAUAAGCGUUCCAAAGGACGUGAUGAUGGAGGAGCUCAACCUUCCAUCUAAUCGAGGCUCUCGCAUGUUUCAGGAGAGACAGAAGAGGGUCGAGAAGUUCACACUGGAGAACGUUGCUAAUGGUGCUUAUAGCACCAACGAUGUGUAUUCAGAGGCCGUUGCUCCCCCACAGAUCAUCCCAGAGCCACAGGGAGGAAAAGAGAACCAGGCUUUCUCCAUCCCUGGUAAGCACAGCCUGGUCAUGAACCUUCAGAAGACUAUAGCAAAGAAGGGCAGUCCUGACGUCCUCGCUCCAGGAUAUUCUAGCCCUCUGAAGGAAAUUCCUCAUGAGAAGUUCAACACAACAAUAAUCCCCAAAUCCUACACCUCUCCAUGGAGCCAAGCUCUGGGAGACAACACCGAGCUCCUGAACACCCUCAAUACCCAGCUGCCCCAGCUCCCACAAAGACUACAGCCUUCCAACUACCGGUGCUUCAACAGAUCUGCUCUGCCAUUCGGGGGAGCUAUGACCAGCAGGAGGGUGAUCCCAGCGAUCGGCUUUGAGUCAGUGGAAUCGCAGAACCUGCCUGGCAUCGCUCUGGAACGCAUGUGUCGACGGCCCAACUUCAACAGAGCGCCCAGGGGAUGGGGAUGUGAUUUUAGCCCUGAAUCUAAUGACCUAUGAAAAGUGGCUGACCAGCUAAAGACUGAAGCACUAACCUAUGCUUGCUGAUCUCUUCCUACAAAGAUGAUCGCUCUGUUAAUCAGCAGGCACUGCAGAAGAGAGGG
Molecule: messenger RNA, 1118 nt
Organism: Etheostoma spectabile (orangethroat darter)
Lineage: Eukaryota; Metazoa; Chordata; Actinopteri; Perciformes; Percidae
Product: myozenin-2
Exons: 6
Coding region: 226-1014 (262 amino acids)
Cellular component (GO): Z disc; actin cytoskeleton
Molecular function (GO): FATZ binding; actin binding; telethonin binding
Source: RefSeq, a predicted model, not a curated record